Molecule: messenger RNA, 1355 nt
Organism: Cucumis melo (muskmelon)
Lineage: Eukaryota; Viridiplantae; Streptophyta; Magnoliopsida; Cucurbitales; Cucurbitaceae
Product: transcription factor MYB36-like
Exons: 3
Coding region: 65-1120 (351 amino acids)
Source: RefSeq, a predicted model, not a curated record
UCUUUCAAAACAAAAAACCCAACCCUAACAAGAGAUUGAAUUAUUUGAAGAUAAAAUUGAAGAGAUGGGUAGAGCUCCCUGUUGUGAUAAAGCUAAUGUUAAGAAAGGACCAUGGUCACCUGAAGAAGAUGCAAGGCUUAAAGCUUAUAUUGAAGAGCAUGGAACUGGAGGCAAUUGGAUUGCUCUUCCUCAAAAAAUUGGGCUGAAGAGAUGUGGAAAAAGUUGCAGAUUGAGAUGGUUGAAUUAUCUGAGACCUAAUAUCAAACAUGGUGGAUUCUCUGAGGAAGAGGACAACAUCAUUUGUAAUCUCUAUAUAAGCAUUGGCAGCAGGUGGUCUGUAAUUGCUGCUCAGCUGCCUGGAAGAACAGAUAAUGACAUAAAAAACUACUGGAAUACAAGGCUGAAAAAAAAAUUACUUGGUAAACGCAAACAAUCACAUAGCAAUAAUGGCAUUAAUUCAUCUUCAUCGAGCAGUAAUAAUGACGACCCAAAAGAGGUUUUGAGUAACUCAGCCUUAGAAAGGCUUCAACUUCAUAUGCAACUUCAAGGCUUUCAAAACCCAUUCUCUUUUUACUCACACCCUCAGCUAUGGCCCAAACUCCAUCCCAUGCAAGAAAAAAUUGUGCAAACCCUCCAAUCUCUCAACAAUAAUACCCAAAACCCUCAUUUUCUUAACCCUAAUGAUCUCCAAUCAACUACUACUAAUACUCAAUUAUUACAAUCCCAACCACCCAAGGCAGCAACUGAUUUCUUUAUUCACCAACAAACCAACACCAAUUCUAUUUCCCUUCCUUCCAAGAUUCCAGAAAAUUCAGAUCAUCAUCAAGUUGAAUCAUCAUCUGGGCAUCAUCAAGUUUCGAACUUUAUGCAAGUGGUGGAUGGAUUUCUUGAGGAUCAUAACAAAGGUGAGGGUUUCAUGGCACAAAGUGAUGAACAAGUGGCUGAAUUUGAUUGGUUUAAGGAAGUGGGUGGGUGUUCUAAGAAUAGUUUGAUUUGGUGGGGUCAGAAUAAUGAGCAUGAUAUGAGAUCAGCUGCAUCAUCCUCUAAUUCUUGGGAUUCUAGUUCUGUUCUUCAAUCGGAAUUGAUGUUUCAAGAUUUUGAGUUAGGGUAUAAUCUUUAGGGGAGGAUUAUAUAUAUAUUACCUUUUUAUGUGUAGACAAAGGAGGCUGUUUUGGAUUUGUGUUGCUCAUAAGAUGGAUUCGUCUGUAAUGCUGUAAACUUAUUAAGAAUCUGUGUCCUCAAGCUUUGUAUAUUUGUGUGAAUAAUCAAGUUUAAUUCCGAAUCUUCACCUUGGACGACGAUCUUGAUGGAUUAAAAUCCCAAUGUACUUAUCUUAUUGCUUUUUGGGCUGUGUA